Molecule: messenger RNA, 9416 nt
Organism: Centropristis striata (black sea bass)
Lineage: Eukaryota; Metazoa; Chordata; Actinopteri; Perciformes; Serranidae
Gene: myo15b
Product: myosin XVB
Exons: 63
Coding region: 1-9090 (3029 amino acids)
Cellular component (GO): myosin complex; cytoskeleton
Molecular function (GO): ATP binding; protein binding; cytoskeletal motor activity
Source: RefSeq, a predicted model, not a curated record
AUGCGCAUAAACAAGUCCAAACUCAAGCCUUCACCAAAAGCAGUGAGGAUAAACAACAAGCUCCUUACGAAACCUGAAAAUAAGAGACGUGACAAGGUGACAGAGAGUGAGGAAGAGGACGAAUCAGAGAGUGAUACAGGAAGCUCAGCGGAGGUGACAGAAGAGGAGACGAGUAGUAAUGAUGAGAAGGAGGAGGAGCAAGGCAGCGACGAAGAGCCAUCUGAGACACAUGGAAGUGAGGAGAGCAGUGAGGAGAAGGCUGAGGCGUUAGAUAGUCAGAGAGACACGGGACAGACAGCUGACGAGGAAUCAGACAAAGAGCAUUCGGAGGAAGCCGAAUCCAGAAGCGAACCAGUCACAUCAAGUGAAGAAGAAGGUAUAAACGAGAAGGAAGUUGAAGUAUCCGAGGCAUCCAUCAGUGAUGUGGGUGAAGACGAGGAGAUAACCAAGGAGGACACAAAGCCAACAGCUGACAAAGCCUGCAGACGACGCAGACAGACUCCCCGUGCCUCGAGGCCUGCACAAGGACCGAAACACAAGAUGUUUAAAAAAACAAAGGCAGAUAAGCAGGCUGAGAAAGAGGAGAAACAAAGAGCCAAAGCAGAGAAGCAAAGGUUAGAAAAGGAAGCCAAACAAAAAGCCAAAGAUGAAAAAAAGAACAAAAAGAAACGACAGAAAGAGGAAAAAUCCAGUUCUGCAACAGAGGAGACGCAACCACCAAAAGGUCUUUCUGGAAAUGUGGUUGACACAGCAAAGGGAAAGACCCAGUUAGCAAACAAAAUAAAGAAGAUCAAUGAGAAAUAUGCUCCUGUAGAAGCUGAUCCAGAUGAGGAAGAGGAGGAGGCCGAACCAACAUUGACCAAUGCCAUCAAAGGCCAAAACCGAAUUAUGCUUCUUAAAGCCAAAGGUAAAGACCUCAAAGCCAUUCUGGACCCUGCAGAGCAGCAGGACACUGGAGGUGCCGUCAAAGGUCGGUUGCUCUUGGGGAAGGUAAAGAUGGCAUCUCUCCGGAACAAAGCAAAUAAGAUGUUACCAAAGCCUGAUGAGGAAACAUCAGAGAGUGAUGCCAGUGAUGGGGGGUCCUGCAAACCCAAGGAAUGUUUGAUAGCACGAAGAUCAGGGAUGACCACUCUUCGCCGAAUGUCUGGUUGGAUUCAGAAAAACAUGCCACGGGGGUUAAAUGUGAGAAAGAAGUUUUCUGCUUGGACUAAAGCCAUUGGGUUCUCCCACUGGCUCUCCAUUCGGAUGAUAAAACAGAAGCAAGGGCCCAGAAAAUCUAAGGGUAAUAUCCUCAAACAUAGGAUGGCCAUGAGAGUUGCCAGUAAAACCAGCUUGGCAAGUAAGAAAAACAAGAGUUCCCCUGCAGACAAAUUGGGUAAAGAGAAUGCCAGCGUCCAGGGAAUUGUGGGGGAGGGAGGGGAGGAAGUGGUCCCAGCUGGGGAGAAAGAGGUAGAAGCCAAAUUUGCUGUGGUACUCCCCAGGAUGAACAAACUGGGCAAUGCAAAGUUAGCUGAUGUUUCCCAGGCAGCUCCUGGAAAUGGUUCUCCAUCAGGUACAAUGGGACCACCAGGAGAACCCACUACAUCCCAGCCAAAACCCCCUAAACCAGGAGCAAGGCUUGUGCUUCCUGUCAAACCAGAUCUCAGCCUCCUGAAGUCCAUCAAGAAGUCCUUUCCAGGAGGGUUAGCGUCAGGUGUAGAUGUGUCAGAGAGGAGCCCUGGGUCGAAUGGUGCACUGGAGGGAUCAUCCAACUCUGAGGAAAGAAACAGGAGAGCUGCUCUAGACAAUCAAGAUGGAGUCAGUGUGCUACAGGCUGCAAGAGGGAAACUGGACCCCUCUCAAAUCAACCUGAGCAAGAUGCGUUUGUCAGGCGGAACAAAAAAUGGUGCGCCAACUCGAGCCAAGGGACCAGACUUGGAGAGAGAGGCUGCAGCUGGGCUACCCAGGUCCACCACUCAGCCCUUUCCAAAUGGGGAGACAAGCGCUGUGAUGCCAGGUGUCCGGUCCUUGUAUGAAGAAGAGGCAGACAGGGAAGUGGCCCAGCUGAUGGGUGAGGGGGGCGUGUAUACUAUCAACCAGCCAGAGGUGCACUGGGCUGGUAACCCACGGAUGAGUGGAGACCCUCAGGACUGGCUGCGUGCUGAGAACUUGUUGCCCCACCAGACAGUAGAGAAGCUAACCAAGUGGACAGUCUAUGAUGAUGAGGGCCAGACCAGGACUGUUCCUGCCCACAAUGGCAGGGGCCCCUGGGAAUCAGAAGACCCCACCCAGGAGAUGCUUGAGAGUCGAAUGGUCACCACACAGGUGCUUAUUCCUGGCAGCAAAAGAGUUGUAGAGGUGGAUGAAGUGGAAGAUUUGUCCCAGCUGGAAGAGGUCUGCGAGAGCUCAGUGCUUCUAAAUCUGAAGAAGAGGUUCCACCGUGACUGCAUUUAUACUUACAUUGGAAACAUGCUGCUGUCCAUUAACCCCUUCAAGCCCAUUCAAAUCUACACAGAGGAGCUGAGACAGAAAUACCAGGGCAAAGACAAGCAGAGAAACCCACCCCAUGUGUAUGCCAUAGCCGACGCAGCUUUCAGUCAGUCUCAAACCUCCACACAGGAGCAGUGCAUCAUUAUAAGUGGCCAGAGUGGUUCAGGGAAGACUGAAGCUACUAAGCUGAUAGUCCACUACCUCAGCUCCUUGUAUCAGGGCAGAAACGACAACCUGCGACAGCCAAUGGAGGUCUUCCCCAUCCUGGAGAGUUUUGGGAAUGCCAAGACCAUUCUCAACAACAACUCCAGCCGCUUUGGCAAGUACCUCCACAUCCACAUUCUCCAUGGGGUUGUUGUAGGGACCUCGUUGUCCAAAUAUCUCCUUGAGAAGUCAAGAGUUGUCUUUCAGGCCAAUGAGGAGAGGAACUACCAUGUGUUCUAUGAGCUGCUGGCAGGUAUGAACGACUGGGACAAACAGGAGCUCUACCUGCAAGGAGCCGAGACCUAUUACUACCUAAACCAAGGUGGUGCCUGUGAAUUGAAGAUGAAGCAGGAAAAGCAGGACUUCCAGCUUUUGGUUCAGUGCUUUGAGACCAUUGGCCUGCAUGCUGACCAGAUCUCUACCAUCUGGGCCAUCCUCUCCUCCAUCCUGCAGCUCGGCAACGUCUGCUUCAGCUCAUAUGAGAGCGAGUCAUUUGAGGUGGCACGUAUCUUCAGCGAGGCUGAGGCCAGGAGGGUUGGAUCCUUGUUGCAGAUUUCCUCCGAGGCCUUGCAGACUGUCAUCACUCACAGAGUCACAGAGACGACCUACGAUAGGAUCUACUGCCCUCUGUCUGUGGAAAGUGCCAUAGAAUACAGAGAUGCCAUUGCCAAAGCCCUGUACUCAGUGCUGUUUGACUGGUUGUUGGAGCAGAUCAACGACUGGCUGAGCCCCACAGAGAUGGACAGCACAGUGGGCAUAGUCGACAUCUACGGGUUUGAGGAUCUGGGAGUGAACAGCUUUGAGCAGCUGUGUAUCAACUUUGCCAAUGAGCAGCUGCAGCAUUUUGUCAACAAGGCAGUGAUCUCCCAGGAGCAGGAGGAGUACAGUGCAGAGCAGAUCCAGUGGUAUCCCAUGCCACUCAAAAACUUUCACUCUUGCCUGGAGUUGAUCUCCGCCAGACCACAUGGCAUCCUCCGCAUACUGGACGAUCAGACCUGCCUUCCCCAGGCCACUGACCACACCUUCCUCCAGAAGUGCCACUACCACCAUGGGAACAGCCCCUACUAUGCCAAGCCCAAGAACCCACUGCCAGUGUUCACUGUCUAUCACUAUGCUGGAGCUGUCACUUACCAGGUUCAUAACUUCCUGAAUAAGAACCACGACCAGUUCAGGACAGAAGUGGUGGAGCUUUUUGCCAGAAGUCGAUCAAAGAUGGUGUCGGAGCUGUUCAGGAAGGUUCAGGACGGUUACAUUCAGCAGAGAGAGCUUGGCUGGAGAGGGAAGGGCCUCCGCCAGCAGCCCUCUACUGCUGCUUCACACUUCCUUCAGUCCCUGACUGAACUCACCACCCGCCUGGAGAGAUGCAAAACCACUUUUAUUCGUUGCCUGAAGCCAAACUAUGUCAAGCUUCCUGGGAUCUUUGACGUAGACUAUAUGUUGGCCCAGCUGAGGCAUGCUGGGAUGUUGGAAACCAUCCAUAUCCGGAAAGAGGGUUUCCCUGUACGAAUACAGUACUCCUACUUCAUUGAGAGAUACGGGGUGCUCUUGAGCCAGCGUGAGAGCGAGGCGUCGGACAGAGAGCUGUCGGUGGCUCUGCUGGACAUGGUUGGUGCAGAGGACGGACACUACCAGCUGGGACUCACUAAGGAGCUUCUGUACCAGCAGCUGGAGGACAAGUGGAGCAGCACCCAGACCUGGGCUGCCGUCACCAUCCAGAGGAACAUCAGAGGCUUCCUCUGCAGGAGAAACUUCAGGUUCUUCAAACAGAAAGCCAUUGUCAUCCAGAGUCACAUCCGAGGACACCAGGCCAGGAAGUACUACAAGCGUCUGAGGCAGUCCUUCACACAGUUCUGGGCGAUGAUGAUGAUAACACGGGACACCAUCAAGAGACGCCACUGGAGAAAGGAAUUUCAUGAGAAUAACAAAGUCAAGGCAGUGACAAAGACUAAGUCUGUCUCCCAAGUAAUGGAUGUGGGGAGGUUGGAGAUCCCUGCUGAGCUGUCAGCCAGACUUCGCAGUGCGACAGGGCAGCAGCAUGCAUCAGGGGUCACAGAGGUCCGGCCUCCACAGGUGAAGGCAGAACACAAGCUCUCCCUGCCCCAGGAUAUAGACAGAUACCCAUUCUCUCGCUAUGCCAAGUCCAUUCUGAAGGAUACAUGGGGCCAGCCUCAGGGAUACCCCCUGCAGAGAUCCCUCACCCCUCUAGACCCUGAAGAUGCCAAAACUGCCCUGGAGAUUUACAAACUGAUCUUGCGUUUUACAGGUGAGUCAGACCUCACCGGCUGGCAGGAGCAGAUGCUGGGGAACUACAUAGUGGAGAGGGGUCAGAGCCGGGCAGCCUUGAGGGACGAGAUUCUGGCCCAGUUGGCUUACCACACAUGGGACCUGCAGGAGGAGCAGAAAAUAAGGGGAUGGCUGCUGCUGGCCUGCUGCCUCAGUGCCUUUACCCCCUCACCAACACUGGACAAACCCCUACUCAAGUAUGUGUCUGACCAUGGUCCAGGGGAGUACCGCUCACUGUGCCAACACAAACUGCUGACAUCCCUGCAGCUCCCAGCUCCCACUGCCCGCAUCUACCCCCCCACCCAGCUGGAGUGGACCAGCAACCAGAGGAAGGGGGCCAUGCUGCUGGACGUCCACACUUUCAACGAUGAGAAGCUGAUAACUGAAGUGGAGUCAUGGACCACUGGGGAGCAGCUGGCUUCAUGGCUUCUUCAUUUCAGAGGUGUGUCGGAUCCAGUGCAGGGCUGGUCAGUGUCUCUUCUGACCGAUGAAGGCUGGUCCGAUCUGGCUGGCUCUGACUUUGUUAUGGAUCUUCUGGCUGGAGCUGAGGCUGAAGUGUUGCCACCACCAGGGACUCCAUCAUCCACACACUCUGACUACCUGUUCAGCAACCAGGGAGACAGGAUGCCAGCUACAGAUCUGGAUGACUUCAUUCCACCAGCACCUCCCAUGCAAGCUCCUGGGCUGCCUGCUUAUGAGGGAAGCUCCUGGAGAAGAGAUUAUCCACAGGAAGGUAUGCCCAUGACAAUGCCAGGCUAUCCUAUGGGAACAGUGCCCAGCUACGGUGCAACUCCCAUGAUGCCAACCAUGCCAGCCAUGAUGAUGCCCCAGAUGCCUGCCCCGCCUGUCGCUGACCCCAUGCAGAUGGCAGCAUCACAGCAGGCCCUCAUCAACCAGCAGGCCUUUCUCAUGCCAGAAAGAGAAGUGGACUUAGCAGAGCCAGAGGAUUUGCACUCCUUCAGAGAUAAAAGGGAUUACUUCCAGAAGAUUGGCGAUAAGCCCAAAGGUGGAUCUAAAACCCAAAGGCCUCCGCCUGCCCCCUCCAGCCCACCCAGACCUCAGCAACACUCCCCGCCAUCACCACGCCGAUCACCACCACCUACAGCACCUAAGCCUGAGGUAAAGCCUCUCCGAACCCCUCCUGCCAGAGAAGUGGACACACCAAAUUCAAUACCUACCCCAGCUCCAGCCAGGCCCCAGCCAGAACCCACCUCCAACAUCCGGGAAAUCAUCAAAAUGUAUAACACCCGACCCCAACCAGAAACCAAACCCUUUGAGCCUGUCAGACAUCCUCCACGGCAUUUUGUAAAGAAGAAUGACCCCAAAGAGGAAGCUUUGGCCAAACUCAUGAACAAAGCACCAGUGCCACACCAGAAGAAACAGUGGGUGCCUCCACCAGUUAUGCCUAAGAGGGAGCUGCCUCCUCCCAGGAGGCCCUCCCCACAGCCGUCUCCAUCCUCCACCAGGAGAUCCCGCAUCAUCUCUAGUGAUAUGAAGAAGAAACAGCGCUCCUUGGAGGACUUGUUUGGCUCGCAGCGCUCUCAACACCCUCCCCCUGCUCCUCCUGACUCCCCACCACCUCCUCCACACCCAGCACCUAUCCUUCAGAACAUCCCUGACCCACCAUCCAUGGCUGCCCCGUCUCUAAAUGUGAUGCCAGACGUGGAGGGCAAUCGCUCCCAGGUCCUCCGCUUCUCCGCUGGGGUUUACUUCUCCUAUUCCAAUAUGCCGGGAAAACUGUUCCUGAGGAAAGAAGUGUUUUACCCCAGAGAGAUGUUCAACCGGCCCUACAUCCUCAAUCUGUUAUGUGAACAGAUUAUGAGGGACACCUACUCUGAGAGCUGUGUGAGGAUCAGCAGAGAGGAGAGGAGGAAGAUGAAGGACCUGCUCGCAAAUUUCAAUGUGGGAAUGACUAUAAGCACCAUCCAGAAUGACGGCAUGAAGAAGAGGAUUGUCAUUGCUGCUCGAGACAACUGGGAAAACUACUUUACCCGCCUGUUCCCUUUGACGGUGCCCAGUGGAGAUGCUCAGGUCGUGGGUGUCUCUCAUCGAGGCGUUCGUCUCCUGAAGGUGGUCAGAGCAUCAGGCAUCAACCCCAAACACCUCCGUCUGCUCAGAAGCUACAGUUUUGCAGAGUUGCUUUCAGUCGACCUGCAGGGUGCAGACAGAGUGGAACUGGAGCUGAAGAGUGAAAAGUUGGUGCUUCAGUCGACCAGAGCUCCCCAGCUCACUCACAUGAUCCGAUUCUUCCUCCAGCUGCUCACCAGGGAUUCAGGCCAUGUGGUCGCCCUGAAGAGUUUCAUGACGGAUGAUAAAAGUCUGCUCAGCUUCAGCAGGGGUGACAUCAUCAAACUGUUGCCAAUGGACGGACUCCAGACAGACUGGCUUUUUGGCACCAUGGGGGGGCGCUCUGGUCUUUUCCCAGAGGACCUGACCCAGCCAUCUGCAGCCCCAGACUACCACGCUCUACACCUUGACCGGAGAGAUGACAGGAGGAAAAGCAUGAGGGGCUCUAGACCCGUCGGUCCACCCAAGGACACGUCUCUAGGUCCCAUCAGCGGCAAGGUGGCCUCGGCCCCGGGAUCGGCCCGGAACUCAAUCCACAGCUCAAACCAUGAGCUGGAGACCCUCUCUGGCAUGGCUGAGUUUGCCAUGAAGUUCUUUAGAGUGGGGACUACAGGUCUGCCAGCAAGUGGAAGGAACUUUUCAGAAGCGGUUCAGCACAUAGAUGUUCCCAUACAAGAGUCCCUCAUUCUCUACAAUGAUCCUGAAAUCAAUGAUUUAUCUGUCCAGUGCUACAUGAACCUGAUGCAGUUCAUGGGUGACAUGCCAAUGCAGAAGAAUAACACCCAGUCAGACUGCCUGCUCCACAUCUUGAUGUUAGGGAAGGAAAAGGAGCUUCUGAGAGAUGAAAUAUUCUGCCAAGUCAUCAAGCAAACCACCAACAACCCAACCAAAUCUAACUGUACCCUUGGAUGGCGGCUGCUCAAUCUGAUGACUGGGUUCUUCCCCUGCUCUAGUAAUUUGCAGCCGUAUGUCACACGUCACCUACAUGACAUUUCUCAGGACUACGAACACCCAUACCAAGAGCUGGCUGGUGUGUGUCAGGAGAACCUUCAGCGAUCUCUCAGUUCCGGAGGUCGCCGUAACAUCCCCUCACAUUUAGAGAUGGAGGCCAUUCUGGCUGGCAAAACUUCUCGACGUAUUCCCAUCCUGCUGCCAGGAGGAGUGGAGUUCCCCAUCAAGAUACGCAGCUUCAGCAUGGCAGCAGAGGUGGUAACAGAGUUCUGUCAAGAAAUGGGCAUCUCAGAUCCUACAGAAAUGAAGGAGUUCUUCAUCCACGCCAACCGACAGAAAGAUGGGAUAGUGCGUCCCCUCCAUGCUGAUGAGUAUCUGUUUGACUACCUUCUGGAUGACGGCUCUAUCUUCUUUUCCCUGAGAAGAGUGAUGUGGAGAAGCCCUCUGUCCUUUAACAGUGACCUGUACUUGGAGUUCCACUACCAGCAGCUCCUAGGUGACUAUCUGAGCGGGCGGCUGAUGCUUGCUCCUGCUGUAGGUGGUCCCUCCUCAGUCCAGCAGAUCGCAGAGCUGUCGGCCCUGCAGCAUGUGGCUCAGGGACUGAAGGAUCAGCCCUCACUGCCAGAGUUAAAGGAAUACCUGCCCUCCCAGGAUGGACUCAGCGGUAAAAUUGAAGAGAUUCACUCCUUCUGUCAGGGCCAGAUAGCUGCCAUGCACUCCUACAGCCCUCAAGACGCCAAAAUACAAUUCAUUGAGUUCCUGAGCACCCUGCCUCUGUUUGGCUCCAACACUUUCUUGGCCCAGAAGGUCAGCCAGCGUGGAUGUCCGUCCCCAUGCAUGGUCAGCAUCAGCCAGGAGGGGGUGCUGUUCAUUCACCCCAAAACACAGGAGCGAGUGUUUCUAAUUCCCCUGGCAGACGUGCAGUCCAUGUGUACCAUCCGCCCCAAGAAACUAAGCAAAGUGCCAGCUGUGGACAUCAGUUACAGCAAUCCAGGCCGAACUAAGAAAGUCACUGUUCAUCUGAAAGAGGCAAAGGAGCUGUGCCACAUUCUUGCUCUGAUAAUGACAGAGCUGAUCCGACCAUCAGUCAGCAGCACCGUUUCAAAUCGACUGUAGACACACACACACACACACACACACACACACACACAGUAUUGAGUUUUUGUUAAUCACUGGCUUCUGUAACUGAGUUUUUUGUUUACCCGUUCUGUUAAUUUAUGUUUUUUUCUGUGUAACUUCAUGAAUAGUCUGUCACUGAUGAAAUGGACUGAAUGGAAACAUGAAUAUGAACACAAUGCUGAUAAUGUGUCCAGUGUUAUGUUAUCUGUAUCUAUAUGAACAUACUAUUGUGAUCAAAGGACCAAUAAUUGUUUUGUAAAGGUAUUGACUUAUUCGUACAAUAACUAUUAUUGUAUGAACAAAUAAAUACCUUAAAUGAUUCA